GUUUGCAGGGCAAGGAUGAGUCUGUUUGGAUCAACGUCCGGGUUUGGUACUGGAGGUACCAGCAUGUUUGGCAGUACGACUGCAGAUAACCAUAAUCCAAUGAAGGAUAUUGAAGUAACAUCUCCACCUGAUGAUAGCAUAUCUUGUUUAGCAUUUAGUCCACCAACAUUGCCGGGUAAUUUCCUCAUUGCAGGAUCAUGGGCAAAUGAUGUUCGCUGCUGGGAAGUUCAAGAUAAUGGACAGACAAUUCCGAAGGCUCAGCAGAUGCACACAGGGCCUGUACUAGAUGGCUGCUGGAGUGAUGAUGGGAGUAAAGUAUUUACUGCUUCCUGUGAUAAAACUGCCAAAAUGUGGGAUCUCAACAGUAAUCAAGCUAUUCAGAUUGCACAACAUGAUGCUCCUGUGAAGACAAUCCAUUGGAUUAAAGCACCAAAUUAUAGCUGUGUGAUGACAGGAAGCUGGGAUAAAACUUUGAAGUUCUGGGAUACCCGUUCACCAACACCUAUGAUGACAUUGCAGCUCCCUGAAAGAUGUUAUUGUGCAGAUGUGGUUCAUCCUAUGGCUGCUGUGGCCACUGCAGAAAGGGGUUUAAUAGUUUAUCAGUUAGAGAAUCAACCUUCUGAAUUUAGAAGAAUAGAAUCGCCUCUUAAACACCAGCAUCGCUGUGUUGCUAUUUUUAAAGACAAAGUGAACAAACCUACUGGAUUUGCCCUUGGAAGUAUCGAAGGAAGAGUAGCAAUUCAUUAUAUCAAUCCCCCAAAUCCUGCAAAAGAUAAUUUCACAUUUAAAUGUCAUCGCUCCAAUGGAACAAACACAUCAGCACCUCAGGAUAUCUAUGCUGUAAAUGGGAUAGCAUUUCAUCCUGUCCAUGGUACACUUGCAACAGUAGGAUCUGAUGGUAGGUUCAGCUUUUGGGAUAAAGAUGCACGAACGAAGCUAAAAACAUCAGAACAACUUGACCAGCCGAUAUCUGCUUGUUGCUUCAACCAUAAUGGCAAUAUAUUUGCAUAUGCUUCCAGUUAUGAUUGGUCAAAGGGUCAUGAAUUUUAUAAUCCACAAAAGAAAAACUACAUUUUUCUGCGAAAUGCAGCAGAAGAGUUAAAACCUAGGAAUAAGAAGUAG
Messenger RNA from Phaethon lepturus (White-tailed tropicbird), 1122 nucleotides. It is a transcript of the gene RAE1, whose product is annotated as ribonucleic acid export 1. Gene Ontology annotation, molecular function: ubiquitin binding; RNA binding. Gene Ontology annotation, cellular component: nuclear pore. The record is from RefSeq and is a predicted model, not a curated record. NCBI's taxonomy places the organism in Eukaryota, Metazoa, Chordata, Aves, Phaethontiformes, Phaethontidae. Gene Ontology annotation, biological process: transcription-dependent tethering of RNA polymerase II gene DNA at nuclear periphery; RNA export from nucleus. The transcript is spliced from 11 exons. Bases 16 to 1122 code for a protein of 368 amino acids.